Molecule: messenger RNA, 558 nt
Organism: Candidozyma haemuli
Lineage: Eukaryota; Fungi; Ascomycota; Pichiomycetes; Serinales; Metschnikowiaceae
Gene: MXR1
Product: peptide-methionine-S-sulfoxide reductase
Exons: 1
Coding region: 1-558 (185 amino acids)
Molecular function (GO): peptide-methionine (S)-S-oxide reductase activity
Source: RefSeq, a predicted model, not a curated record
AUGAGUGUUGUUUCUCCUACAAUCAAGACCACCGCCACAACUCGCUUGGUGACAGUCGGCGCCGGCUGCUUUUGGGGCGUUGAGAGAGUUUUCAGCAAAUACUUCAAAGACAAGGGUUUGGUUGAUUCCAAAGUCGGAUACGCCAAUGGUUUGAAAUCAGUUUCGCCACCAGUCAGCUACGAGAAAGUUUGCUCUGGCUCUACCAAUUUCGUUGAAGCCUUGCAAAUCGCCUAUGAGCCUUCCCAGGUGUCCCUACGCGACCUCUUGGACAUCUUCUUCAGAAUCCACGAUCCAACCACAGUGAACUCCCAGGGCCCAGAUGUGGGAACCCAGUACAGAUCUGCUAUCAUGACACACAGCGCCGAGGACUACCAGACGGCAAAGGAGGUGAGAGACUACUUCCAGAAAGAGUGGUACCCUAACCACAAGAUCGCCACCACCAUCGAGAACAUCGAGACUUGGUACGACGCCGAAGCAUACCACCAGAAGUACUUGGACAAGAACCCUGGUGGAUACGAAUGCCCUACGCAUUUCUUGAGAACGAAGCCCAAGGCUUAA